Messenger RNA from Porites lobata, 12343 nucleotides. Lineage: Eukaryota; Metazoa; Cnidaria; Anthozoa; Scleractinia; Poritidae. The record is from the annotation of a GenBank genome assembly.
CUUUUCACAAAAAACUUUCUUACUAAAGAGUUUCUUGGAAAACUAAAUAUAAAUGUCAUGUAACUUUGGUUGCCACUAAACAACCAAAUAUGGUAACAAGAAGAGAUCAUUGGUCAGAUUUAUAAGUACUAUAAAAUUUCAGAAGAGAAGAGACAGAACCCAUUGUUUGCUGACAGCUGCAUAACUUGAAAACGGAGUUUAUCGCGGGAUUCAGCCCAUCAUUUACACAAAAGCUUCCACCGGCCUGCUUAUCUCGUGAUAAAAGCUGUGAAACUUAAGACGAAACUCAAUGGCUUUAUCAAAACCUGAUUCAUGCGUAAAAAUCGAUGGAGAAACGUUCGAUCUCAUCUCCAUACCAAGUGCAGAAAGCAGAAUGGUGCAGUCAGCCAAACGUGAAUUUCUUGAGCAACUAGAUCUUCACAGUCUUGCUGAUGACCUGGGAAAACUCGGCAAGUUUAUGCGUUUGGCCUACAAUGGUGUGGCGGGGCACACCGAGUUACAAAUUAAAGUACAGAGGGUCGGCUACAAGAUCACGAAACUGGCAGACAAAUCAGCUACUACAGUUUACCAGUUCAAAGAAACAUCGCAAGACGUCCUAGAAGAACUGCAGACCACCUAUCAGUUUUUGUUAGAAGGACUGGAAAAUGCGGCGGUGAUUAGCCUCUCGAUGAUGGCUGACAAGGCAGCAGGCAUGGCGGAGGCCGCAGAAGAAUUAAGGAACGAUUUUGACCAGGCAAAGGACGACGUCAUUAGCGCCUUAGAAGAUACACAAACUGCAAAAGGUGAUCAGGAAAAGAUGAAGAAAAGUCUUGACGAAGAACGAGAGGAAUUCGAAAAAAAGAAAAAGCAAGCGGAGGAGCUGAAGGAAAUUGCACAAAAGGCUGAAGAGGAAGCCGAAGAACUGUACAAGCAGGCUCAAGCCAGAGAAGAAAAAGCACAGGAAGUACAUGACAGUAUACAAAAGCAGGAGAUACUAAAGAGUACAUUGCGUUCGGUAGCAGAUUCGAUCACUGGCGUCUUCGAGGGUGUGACAAGCGCCGUGGGAUUAGCAUUGAUUAAAGGACUCGAAGAGGCAGCCGAAAAGUUAAAGGAAAUUGGUGAUAAGGCGGGAUACAAAAAAGCUAUUGAAAGGGCACACAGAGAAAAAAUGAUGUACUUUGAACAAAUGAAGAAGGAACGGGAUCAGCGCCGGGAAGCCAUUCAGCAAUGCAUAGAAUGUACACAGAAGAUCAUUAGUUGCCAAAAUGACAGCGAUUUGGCAGAAGUAGCCAUUGACGCCUUGCACAACUCUGUUGGUGCACUCAAAUGUCUCUCCGCUACCAUGAUGCAAGCGUCCAGAUUCUGGGAGAUGAUGCAGAUACAGUGCAAGCAGUUAGCUCGUGGAGAAAUUAAAGACAAAGUGGAAAAGAUGAUUGAAAUGCCCAAAGAACUACGACUACAAACGUGGACAUCGGCGGCGUUCAAGAAGAACGCCCUGCGUUACUAUACAAGGUGGGUUCUUCUUGACAAUUUGUCCAGUGUGUACAAGUUACAGAUACAGAACACCUCAAAGGAAUUGUACAAAUACCUAAAAGAGAACCCAACCCCUGAACAGGCAAAGAGUAAUGUACGUCAAAUGGCUGCUGAUCUCAAGGAUGACUUAAAGCAAUAUCAAGAAGACGAACGCCUCAAAGAAACACAGUCAGGCUCCGAAUGAACCUUGACAUUGUUUUUCUUUCGUAUGAAAGCAGUGAUGGAACAUCGCAUAAUAAGUUUUAUUUUUUAAUCCAAACGUCAUUUAGCAACGGCAUAAAUGCUAUGAGCAGGAUAGAUACUGGUAUAAACAUUAGGUCUAUGCCACAAAAGUUUCUUCGAAUACGCGGAGGAUAUUUUUACCACGCAGUUUGUUUCUCGCUGUGUAUCAAAAUGAGAAUCAACAGAUUAACCGUAGGGUUAAAAAGUUUUUGUCACGAGUAUUUAAGAUUUCAACGUUAAAUCAAUUGUUGCUAAUUAUUUUGUUACAUAUUUUUUGUCGUUAUUUGUGCGCUUCUUGCUCGAGUUGGUUUUGGGGCGUUCCAAGCAAGAAAAUUCGAUUUUUCAUUUUGCAGUUUUUUACUAUUUGUUUAGAAUGCCUUUUUAGGGGUUAUACUUCGGAUGAUCCAUAAAAAGCGUGAUUACUAAUUACGAUGAAGUUAUGUUAUGUUUCUUAGGUUUUAUGUAUUUAAGUAGAAAUACUGUUAGACGGAUUUCGCCGUGCGUUUUUAACUGUCUCAAGAGCUAGGUGGACAUUUCCGCGACCGUAAAGCAUUAAGAAUUUAAGGAAACUUGCGCCAUAUUUUGCUGUGUCAAAUAUCGCUUUUUUUUAUAAAGAAGGCUGAAUAUAACACAAAUGUGAUAUUUGUAGCUUUUGUGUUUUAUAAAAGCAUAGCCUGUUACCAAGCGGAGAGGGUGUUGGGAGAACUCGAAACAGUCAAGAAAACCCCUAGACAAAGUCAUUGAGGAUUUGCAUAACUGUCUUGAAUUCUCCCAUUCUCCGCGUCGGUGCGAGCGAAUAUAGACUCACAAGAGGCGCAACGCUUCAGGAUCAAAUGUUCCUUUAAUUAAUUAAAACGUCAAAUGAUCGAAACACUUUAAAGUCGAGUGCGUUCUCCUUUUUUAUCGGCUUCCUUAGUUCUUCAAAAAUAAGAUUCCUUCCCAAAAAGAUUCUUGGAAAAGGACAACUUUGCGGUCCACAAAAGAACCAAAAAAGAUAACAAACAAGAAGCCAUCAUGGGUCAGAUUUAUUAGUUGAACCGAUUCCAAGAACAGAACAUUGUUUGCUGACAGCAGACCAUGACUUGAGUUACGAAGGGAUACAUACAGGUUCAUAACAAAAAAUCUCUUUUUUCAUUUUUUUAACAAUUUUCAAAAUGACUUACUUUAAGUCUGAAACCAUACAAACAAAAUUACCUACAGAUAGAGGGCAUGCCUUUUCUAAAUAACUGAAGAUGAGUCAACUCAUGCGUGGAGUUUUGCCCUGUGACACAGAAGCGUGGGAAACUGUGGUUUAAUGUAAAGAGAGGAGGGCAAAAAACGAGUAUAUGAGGCCCCGUUCUGAUCAAAAUUAAAUUAUUACUAUUAUGGUGUUUCAUCAAUGAUUAAUCCACCACCAAAGUUACCCACCCAAGAAUAAGCUUAUUUGUGCAGAAAAUAGGAUAUUAUUCUCGAAACUUCCAUGUGGGUAGUGUUCCAUGCAAGACUGGGCUUUUGCGUGACCUUUGGCUCUUUGUACGUGUUAUGAAUAAGCUUCUCGAAAAUUUGCAUGCGAACACUUGCAGGUUCAGGAGUUUUAGGCCCCCUCCACACGUAUCUGGAUGUUUUUGAAAACGGAGAGUUUUUUCCUCCGUUUUCCAAAAAAUACGCCUCCACAAGUAACGUAUUCGAAUCGUUUUCGGCCGUCCACACGAAAACGCUAAAUAAUGAAAGUACGACAGUAUCCCUCACAGAGCAUGCCUUGUGCUAGUGGUAAAUGAAGUAUUACAUCAUCGUAUUCUGAAACCUCCGUUUUCGUCCGUCCACACGAAAACAAGUGGCUAGCGUUUUCAAAACGUUUCAUGCUGGACACUGUUUUAGAAAUGAUGCGUUUUUGGUGACCGUUUUCACCAAAUACUGUGUGAACGGUAGGCCAAACCGGAGAAAAAACCCUCCGUUUCCCAACAAAGACGGAUAAUACGACCAACCAUGGUUGGAUGACAGCCUCAUGCGUCAACCUGCUUUAUUAUACAUUUUUUUAUGUGUUAAAAACUGCUCUUGAAACAACUUUGAUAAUAACAAAAGAGUGAAGAUGAUGCAUAGAAGUCUUUGUAGAAAAAUAAACCAAUGUUCUAAAAUCUAAAUCUAAAUGUUAUUCUUGUUUUGAGGGAAAUGCCAGUUUCCAAGCGACCAGAUCAUUAUUAUUAUUUCAUUUUGAAGUCCAAAUAACAUGCCACUUAACCCUCGGACGUAUACGUAAAUUCAUACCCUCACCGUGGUACAAGGGAGGUUGGGGGGUGGUUGAUUGAACCCCUCCCCAGAGUUUUUGAUAUGUUGCUGUAUUUUGAAACGAUUUUACCUUAAGUUGAAAGCCUUUCAUCUUCUUAACAAGAUGAGGUAUAUUUUAUGGGUGUUGGUGCUGCUGGAGGCCUGUGAUGUCACCAACAAUGGUCGCCAUCUUGGAGUUUACCAAGAAUUAGAAAUCACAUUAAAACCACGAGAAAUAGUAAUUUUUUGUGCUUUACAUGAAACAUUACACAUAAAUAAGCACUUUCCAUAAUUUUAGCCACAAGAUUUACUUUUAUUGUUGAAAGAAGUUAAAAAACAUGUAUUUUCACCCAAGAAUGGCAUGAUCACCUGCUUCUUAUGAGGUCAUAUAUCAUAGCCAUAGGAACUGACCAUCACUGAACUUGUCUCAAAAUGUGUGCGAGGGGUGAACGAGCAGCCACUGAAAACGUUAAGUGCUGAUGUUUUAUCCUCUAGGAAGAAACUCUAAAACCUUAUGGGGGUGGCAUCCACCCCUCCCCGCCUGUGCUUCCGAGGGUUACAAGUAAAAUGUUAUUUUUCCUUAAAAAUAAAUUACCAUCAAUUGAAAUGACAGUUUUACCUUGACACACAUGGUACCUCACAAAUGUCUGAAAUGCUAAAAUGUAUGCCACACUGUUUUGUUCAUCUGCCAGUCACAGUGGCCUUGCUCUGUGGGUGGCAAUCACAGCUUACCCCCAGGCUAUACCAUCUCAAGCAGGUUUUUCCAGUUCAGUCUGUGAUAAAGCCAAUUUAUCCUUAAGUUGCAUACAGGGAGCUUAUGAUAAAUCUACAACCCAAACUGCAAAAUGUAAAUCAAACCUAUGAUAAUCAAGUCGAUUGUAGAUGUUACUCAUUGUAAGCACAUCCCAUGUGACAAAAUUUUUUCAUAUAAAUUGGUCCUUAAUGUCACUACAGAGCAUGGAUGCAAGAUCUUCGGUCAUGUUCUCUGGAUGGAAUGAUCUCCAUCCAACUCCCUCUGCCCAAAACACCCACCAUGGUCAGGACUUUAGACCAUGUCUUAGAUUUCACACUUGCUGGGUGUAUGUGUUGCAGUUAAUGUUUUUUAUCUCAGGUAUUUUUUAUUAUAUUUUUUCUUUUGUUUCAACUUCAUUAGCAUACAUCACGAUACCUAAAAACAAAAGAAAAACUAAAAUUAUCUGAGAUAAAAAAUUUAAACUACAACAUAUGCAACCAUGUCUUACACUCAUAAAAUACGUGCUGGUGUAACACCUUAGGGCUACAAAAGAUAGUCUGUCCAUGUAAAGGGUUGGUCUCAGAAGAAAAUGACUGGAACUUUGUAUCAGAAGGAAAAUGGCUGCAACAACAGGGUAGUCGCUUUAAAAAGGUGCUCAUGUUGAGGGGUCCACUGUAUUAGGUAAUCUGCGUAGGACAUAUCAGAAAAGAUAUCUUUUCUGUUGAGGAUUUCUGUGUUCUUGAGUCAUGUUUCUCAUAAAAAUAUUUGUUCAUUUCUGUUACAAACUCAAGAUUAUUUUGUGUCUGAUUUCAUUAAGCCAUGCAUUUUACUGUUGCAUGCUAAGGACCUUAACAUUAGAGUGCAGGAAUCAAGGAUGUGGGUGCCUCUGUUCACAGAACCCUCAGUGCCACUUAUGUGCAUUUGAACAUUAUUUACAUUUGAAAAGAAGAGAGGUUUCUCUUAGAAUGAGGUCACCUUCAGCCUCAAUUCCACUCAAGGCCAGGAUACUCAGCACACAAGAAUUACUGUAAAAUGGUCUACCAUUAGAGAGUUUGUAAAAAAAAAAGGCUAUUCAUUUUGCUCUACUGGACUCAUUCGAUUUCUUUCAAAAACCUUAUAUAUGUAAGUACAAUGUAGAUCUAAUUAAGUAAGUGGUAAGUAGUUCAUUUAAACAUGUAACACCAAAGAGCUUACGUACAAUAAACUCAUUAGGAUGGCACUUGAUUUACAAGACUGCAGUAAAAAAAACUACAACUUCAAAGGAUCUCACAUCUAAAAGUGGAGCUCCUGCAAUUUACUUUAAAUAAUUUUGAAACCAUUGCAAAGUGAGAAAAUAUAGUGGAAUUAACUUAUUGGAAAUCAGUAAUUUAAGUACUGUAAAUAAACAAAGGACCUAAAUACCAGACAAAAACUAAAAAUUGAGCCUGCAACUCCAAAAGAAAACUGUCAACUGGUCAGCGACUAACUUCUAAAGACGACCUGGAUUAUCCUGAUAAAGUUACCAGCCCAACUUUCACCCAAAUAUGGUGUGGCAUUUCGCAUUAACUUACGUAUUAACAGGGAAUGAACAUACGGGUAAUAGCCAACAUUCUUCAUACGGGUCGGCUGAAAAACAAGAUUUUAUCACCAAAUGCCUGGCAUGUACUUGAUAGUCAUAGUUGUAGUAUCAACAGCUACUUAAGAUGCGAGUACUGGUUAUCAAUAUACAGGGGGCGUAGCUACGAAUUUUUCUGAGUUACACACAGUGAAUCAAACCCCAAAUAGUUUCCCCGAGGAAGAAUAUCAAUUAAAAAAAUUCCUAUUUCUCGGAGUGCGUUGAGGUAAACAAAUUAAUCUCUCCUGGUCGUAGGACCACGUUCUGCUAGCAAGAUCAGGGAAAACACUUCAUCAUUUUGGUUCCCUUCUUUUUAUUUCCUUUCAUUUGUCUAUCUAUUUCUUUUUUUUUGCCUUUGUUUAUAGGUACGCACGUGCGUAUUAACCUACAAAUAUAGCUAUGCCCCAAAUAUGUACUUAAAGAGAAUCUGUCCAAGGUGGUUUCCUUGAUAUAACAGGUCGGCAAAGGCACACUAGACUUGACUUUAAAAUCUUCCUUAGCCACGCCUCGAAAUAUUUCUUCACUUUGGAUAAGCCAUGACUUGUUGUUUUAGAGGUCAAUGUUUCGUUUUGCUGGAAAAUUUUACGACAAGGACGGACCUUCCCUGAGGAUGCUGAUUCCUCGAGAAUGAGACUGUACCCCUGUCAAUGUUUAAGUGACAUAUCUGUUUUUGUGACCAGCAAACUAUUUAUAGUCAGGUUGUUCUUUUCUGAAGUAAUCAUCUCUGCCACUUUCAUCCAGCGUUUUUCGAAUGACGUUAUCUUGGUCUGUAGACCCUUGCUGCUGAGAAUCCCAUCAGUGUUUUCCUCGGCAACCAGAUCCAUUAAAAUUUGAAGCUGUUCAGUUUUUAUUGUUGCUGCAUUGGUAAGUAUACCUAUACCUCAUCCCAGGAUCGAACAGCUUGCAUAACAAAUGAAGUUAAGGUUUUGAUGUCUCCUAGUUUUUCAUUGCAUGCAUCUCUCUGCCUUUUUAGGUCUUCCACUUUUCUUAAAAUCUUAUUUUGCUCCCUCUCCACCUGAAAGCUAACGGGAUAUUCUAUAACUUUAUGAAAAGCAACAUAACAACAAUGGCGACAAAAAAAAGCGAAUGAUGAGUUAGUAAGCUGAUAGUGAGAACAAACUACAAAGCAACACUGGUUCUUGAGUCAGGAAAACAGUAACCAAUUAAAUCGCCAGUUAAAUCACGAUAACAUUUUUGUUGAACCGAAAUAGACUGUUAUCGAUGACAACAAAGUUGCCCUAGUGAUUUUAUUAAUAACAUCUUCAAAAAAAACCACGAUCAACAAAGAUAUGUAACCCUUUGAUGAGUCACGUGUUACAAAAACGCCAUGCUAGAAAACCAGAAACGGUCGGUAACAAAACAAAGAAAAAGAGCUUACAUCAUUUAAAUCGGGUGGUGGUGGUGGGGGGGAGGGACAUUAUUUAAUUCAUCCCGUUAUACUGUUCAUUAAAGCUUGAAUUUCAGCCGUCUCCUUGCCCAGUUGGGUCAAAGCUCUCGAGAGAAUCGCCUUCUACAGUUGGUUCUAAUGGCCCACCAGAAUCUCCCUAUACGGUUAGCCGGCUAUACCCAACUGAUAUAACAUACCUAUUACAUACCUAAAUGACAUAACGAAAUGAAUUUCGCCAAUUGACGAAAUAGACAUGACCUUCAUUUCUUCUGGAACCAAUCGUUCAAGGGGGUGUACCAAUGGACCAUUUGAACUUCCUUUUAUACUUAGCCAGGUACAAUAAGAAAUUACUCUUUUGACGUUUCUUUUCAGAGAUGCAUUUCACCAACAUUCUCACAGCCAUUUCUACUGGUGCCAAUCAUACCAUAUAUUGAUAACAAUGGACCACUGGAAUUCCGCUAUCGCCAACCAGGCACAAGAGAAGUUACUCCGCCAUACGCCCCAUUUCACACAUUUUACCGAUAGAAAAAUAGACUGACAUUCAUUUCAACAUAAAUACAAAUCAUACCAUUGGCACCAAAAGACAAGUAACAUCGUCCCAUACCUAAUUGGAUCAUUGGUCUCAAUCGCCCCAGUCACCAAAACUCAUGAGUGCAAAUUUGACCAAAGGAAUGUGGAAACUAGGGCCAAGGAGAGACUUGAAUAAUUUUUGGCCUGCAAAUGUAGACGUAUUGCUGAGUGUUGCUUCUCUCUCAACGUUUGCAAGCCUGAGCCGCCAAACGGUUUCUCUGAUUUCUCAGAAAUGUGCGUAUACCUCUAGAAACAUAAUGGCUACUUCCCGAACGGUCUCUUCUAAAAUUACUCUGAAGAGUAAUUUGUUUGUAUGUUUGUGUAGUAUAUGGACUUUACAUACCCAUAUAUCUUUAGACAUACUAUUUUCUAUUACGUUUUCUUGUUUCCAUGACACAAUUUUUUUCUGUUCUGGUAUACACUUAGUAGUUAUGUAUAAUGUCUACGCCAGUUAGAUCCGUGGCAGUGCCAAAUCCAAAAGUUUACAACAUUGUGCUCGAUUCGUUAUAUGUUUGUUUUUUCUUUCCUUUACUCUUGUGAUGCAAUUUAAAGUGUUUCCAGUUGGCUUGUAAUAUGUAAUAGACUACCACCAUUCCUUUAUGACGAGAAGCUUAUGAUAAAGUAUUAUCCUUGGAGUAAAAAAGUUGUGUAUCAUCACCAAAACAAUGUUGAUGCUCAACUAGUAAAAUAGUUUGGGUGCACCAAAAUACUCUGCUAUGGAGGAGAGCUUAUCGCAUUGAGUUUCAGCUGUAAAGAGCGUGGUUUAAAACGCUGUGAGAUAUGCCUAGUUAUCGCAAUAGGAAUGUGGAUAAAAGGAGGAACUAUUAGGCAUAAGGACUUUGAGAAAAGCUCUUUUAUAGGUAAAAUAUAUUCCUCAACUUUUUAGUUCAUAUUGAUAGGGCAAAAAAGAGCCACAAAUUGACAUGCAGGGGAUACGAGAGUAAACACCACACAUGUAAAAUACAAAAUUACAACCGUACCUCCCAAAUGGCAGAGUUCACCCAUGCGAUGUCUGUCUCGGCUCUCUCCAUGUCUCUUGCAUAUCCUUGCAUCUCUUUGUACGCGUUAAGGUACUUUGUCGUGUUGGAAUCAAAAACUUCUCGAAGAACAAGGUAGGUGCCAUAAACGGGCACCCACCAAUAAUCAUGAAAUUCCUUCAUUUUGCUCUCAGCUUCCUUCAUCUCUUUCUGCGCCUCUUGAUAUCUCCUCCUUGCAUCCUCCUUCUUUCGACUGCACAAUUCCCUUUCAUUGACCAACAAGUGUUUCUUUGUUUCCAGUUUUUCUUUUUUCUUUUUUAUAUCCUCCUCCUGCUUGUACAAUUCGUUCAUAUGUCUGGUAAGGAUUUCUACCUUCUGUUGAUACUCUUUCUCGGAUUCUUUUAGCUGAUCACGGAGGAGUGCAGUGUGCUGUUUUAACAGCGAUCCACCUUGUUUUAUGGAUUUAAGAAGAAACGCUGAAAGACGGGCAUCACUGUUCUUAACUGCCUCAAGGGCUGUUUCCAAGUCCCUAAAAAAUUUAAAACUUAAAGAAACUAGUGUCAUAACUUGCUGGGCCAAAUGCGCCUUAUUUCCUAGAAAAGAAUGCUGAAAUUAAGCUUAACACGCAAAGAACGCCCACUAAGGUGCCGCAUUCCAGAAAAACACCUCAUGCUCAUUUGCAUCUCAUUAAAUAACAAAAGAAUAACAAGUUGUACAGCUCAUUUGUUAUAUGCCUUGUCCUACUGGACAUGCAUCAGUUAAUUUUUCGCAGUCCCGCACCUCACUCAGCCCGCCGGCGGAGAGGGCGCUUAUGGACUCUCUAGAGAUCGAUGAACGGGCUGCAAUUGUGCCUCUUGAGCUAUCCACAAUUACCUAUGAGCAAAUUUCAAAAUGGAGUGCGUCCUGCUCUUUUAUUGGCUUCCUUACUUUUCACAAAAAACUCCCUUACUAAAGAGUUUGUUGGAAAAAUAACUAUAAAUGUCAUGUAACUUUGGUUGCCACUAAACGACCAAAUAUGGUAACAAGAAGAGAUCAUUGGUCAGAUUUAUAAGUACUAUAAAAUUUCAGAAGAGAAGAGACAGAACUUGAAAACGGAGUUUCAACUCAUCAGUUACACAAAAGCUUCCAACGGCCUGCUUAUCUCGUGAUAAAAGCUGUGAAACUUAAGACGAAACUCCAUGGCUUUAUCAAAAUCUGAUUCAUGCGUAAAAAUCGAUGGAGAAACGUUCGCUCUCAUUUCCAUACCAAGUGCAGAAAGCAGAAUGGUGCAGUCAGCCAAACGUGAAUUUCUUGAGCAACUAGAUCUUCACAAUCUUGCUGAUGGCCUGGGAAAACUCGGCAAGUUUAUGCGUUUGGCCUACAAUGGUGUGGAAGGGCACACCGAGUUACAAAUUAAAGUACAGAGGGUCGGCUAUAAGAUCACGGCAGACAAAUCAGCUACUACAGUUUACCAGUUCAAAGAAAAAUCGCAAGACGUCCUAGAGGAACUGCAGACUACCUAUCAGUUUUUGCUAGAAGGACUGGAAAAUGCGGCGGUGAUUAGCCUCUCGAUGAUGGCUGACAAGGCAGCAGGCUUGGCGGAGGCCGCAGAAGAAUUAAGGAACGAUUUUGACCAGGCAAAGGACGAUGUGAUUAGCGCCUUAGAAGAUACACAGACUGCAAAAGGUGACCAGGAAAAGAUGAAGAAAAUUCUUGACGAAGAACGAGAGGAAUUCGAAAAAAAGAAAACGAAAGCGGAGGAGCUGAAGGAAAUUGCACGAAAAGCUGAAGAGGAAGCCAAAGAACUGUACAAGCAGGCUCAAGCCAGAGAAGAAAAAGCACAGGAAGAACAUGACAGUAUAAUACAAAUGCAUGAAACACAACAGAGUACUUUGCGUUCGGUAGCAGAUUCAAUCACUGGCGUCUUCGAGGGUGUGACAGGCGCUGUAGAAUUAGCACUUAUCAAAGGAUUCGAAGAGGCAGCCGAAAAGUUAAAGGAAACUGGUGAUAAGGCGGGAUACAAAAACGCUGUUGAAAGGGCACACAGAGAAAAAAUGAUGCACUUAGAACAAAUGAAGAAGGAACGGGAUCAGCGCCGGGAAGCCAUUCAGCAGUGCAUAGAAUGCACACAGAAGAUCACGGCUGCUGAUCUCAAGGAUGAGUUAAAGCAACACCAAGAAGACGAACGCCUCAAAGAAACACAGUCAGGCUCCGAAUGAAUCUUGACAUUGUUUUUCUUUCGUACAAACAUCGCUUUUUCUUUUCGUAUGGAACAUCGCAUAAUAAGUUUUAUUUUUUAAUCCAAACGUCAUUUAGCAACGUCAUAAAUGCUAUGAGCAGGAUAGAUACUGGUAUAAACAUUAGGUCUAUACCACAAAAGUUUCUUCGAAUACGCGGAGGAUAUUUUUACCACGCAGUUUGUUUCUCGCUAUGUAUCAAAAUGAGAAUGAAUAGAUUAACCAUAGAGUUAAAAAGUUUUUGUCACGAGUAUUUAAGAUUUCAACGUUAAAUCAAUUGUUGCUAAUUAUUUUGUUACAUAUUUUUUGUCGUUAUUUGUGCGCUUCUUGCUCGAGUUGGUUUUGGGGCGUUCCAAGCAAGAAAAUUCGAUUUUUCAUUUUGCAGUUUUUUACUAUUUGUUUAGAAUGCCUUUUUAGGGGUUAUACUUCGGAUGAUCUAUAAAAAGCGUGAUUACUAAUUACGAUGAAGUUAUGUUAUGUUUCUUAGGUUUUAUGUAUUUAAGUAGAAAUACUGUUAGACGGAUUUCGCCGUGCGUUUUUAACUGUCUCAAGAGCUAGGUGGACAUUUCCGCGACCGUAAAACAUUAAGAACUUAAGGAAACUUGCGCCAUAUUUUGCUGUGCCAAAUAUAGCUGUGUGAUAUUUGUAGCUUUUGUGUUUUAUAAAAGCAACAGAAAACGUUUCUCGUGUAUAGCCUGUUACCAAGCGGAGAGGGUGUUGGGAGAACUCGAAACAGUCAAGAAAACCCCUAGACAAAGUCGUUGAGGAUUUGCAUAACUGUCUUGAAUUCUCCCAUUCUCCGCGUCGGUGCGAGCGAAUAUAGACUCACAAGAGAGGCACAACGCUUCACGAUCAAAAGUUCCUUUAAAUAAUUAAAAUGACAAAUGA